Erigeron canadensis is the source of this 1206-nucleotide messenger RNA. Its product is annotated as nuclear transcription factor Y subunit A-7-like. The coding region runs from base 290 to 847 and encodes 185 amino acids. The record is from RefSeq and is a predicted model, not a curated record. NCBI's taxonomy places the organism in Eukaryota, Viridiplantae, Streptophyta, Magnoliopsida, Asterales, Asteraceae. The transcript is spliced from 7 exons. Gene Ontology annotation, cellular component: CCAAT-binding factor complex. Gene Ontology annotation, biological process: regulation of transcription by RNA polymerase II. Gene Ontology annotation, molecular function: DNA-binding transcription factor activity, RNA polymerase II-specific; RNA polymerase II cis-regulatory region sequence-specific DNA binding.
AAUCGCUUAAAAAACGCAUGAAGCCUUCACACACCAUUCAUUGACUACCCACGCUCCAUCCAACCGCCGUCACUCGCUACUUCGCAACCACCCCUUCCGCCAGUUUUCCUCAUCGCUGGCCUGCUGUUCACCGGAAUUCAUCUCCGUCCACUCUGCUUGAUGCAUCGCGUGUAGAUUUCUUGUACGUAAUUCUCAAAAGGGAGUAACCUUUCUUUUGGCCAACGUCUCUUUUGAAUCAUCGCUUUAAUUUCCGGUUCUAGUUUAUCAAAUCUGUGUGCGAGGCAGCAUCAUGUCCUCCUCAGCUCCCGAGGUUUCUGAUAAUAGUGAAAGUGAGAUCGGCCAAAGCCAAUUGGAUGGUCAGAUUCAGUCUUCAUCUCCUCCUGCAUGUGGCAUAUCUCAUCCUUCAAUGCAAUACCCAACUUUGGGGCAAGCAGCAUAUCCUUAUCCAGAUCCUUACUACAGAAGUGUGUUCAAUCCGUUUGAAACACAACCAUACCCGACUCAGCCGUAUCCGGUGCAACCUAUGGUCCACCAUCAUUUAUUGGGAAUUCAGCAAGCUGGUGUACCUCUACCAUCUGAUUCAGUCGAAGAGCCUGUAUUUGUUAAUGCUAAACAAUAUCAUGGCAUUUUGCGGCGUAGACAGUGUCGUGCAAAAGCUGAAUCUGAAAAUAAAGCUCACAGGAAUAGAAAGCAGCCAUAUUUGCACGAAUCAAGACAUCUGCAUGCACUAAGAAGAAGCAGGGGAUGUGGUGGCCGAUUCGAGAAAAAGGAUAAGCAACAAAAAGAGAUUAGUUCUGAUGAUAACUCCCAAUCACAGGUCAAUAUCAAUCUUAACUCAGAUAAAUAAAACCUGAUAAUCGACAGUUCUGGAUGCAUUCCUGCAAACAUCAUCAAGCAGUAGCUGGUGUAUAGACAAGCUGGGGUCCGUGCUUUUAGCUUUCUUGUUUAUAUUAUAAAGUUUUCAUGUCAAUGUGGUCAUUCUAGCACAGUGUUGGUUGUCUUUUUGUCAAGUCAUAUAGCCGCUCUUGCUUUUAACUGCUUUUUUAUUCUUGCUGUUUAAUUUGAAUUGUGUGCGAAACUGUGAGAGUAGUGAGGCAUUUUUUUCUUUGAUUUUGUAGCUUUUGUUAGUGGUUGAAGUAUGCUGUAGCUGAUACAAGGAAUAAGUUGUAGUAUAUGUGUGGCUUACAUUUGUAUACCCUUUUGUUU